Neohortaea acidophila is the source of this 2310-nucleotide messenger RNA. Its product is annotated as YjeF-related protein N-terminus-domain-containing protein. Gene Ontology annotation, molecular function: mRNA binding. NCBI's taxonomy places the organism in Eukaryota, Fungi, Ascomycota, Dothideomycetes, Mycosphaerellales, Teratosphaeriaceae. Gene Ontology annotation, biological process: deadenylation-independent decapping of nuclear-transcribed mRNA; P-body assembly. Gene Ontology annotation, cellular component: P-body. The transcript has 2 exons. Bases 1 to 2310 code for a protein of 769 amino acids. The record is from RefSeq and is a predicted model, not a curated record.
AUGGCCGACUUCACGGGCAUGACGGUCAAAGUGACGCUCAAAGCACCCAGCGGCAUGGUGCUGCAGGGAAGAGUGAAGCACAUCGUUCCGGGGCAGCUGCUCACGCUGCAGAACGUCUACUUUCUUCACAACGGCCAGCAAUGCCCGGAGUACAGUAUUCGCGGCCCCACGAUUGCAGACCUUCAGGUUGUCAACUCAACUAAUCCGUUGCCGCUUUCGAACCCUUUACUUCCUACCCCCGCCGCCGCUGCACCGCCGCAGCUUCCUACUCCUCCCGCUCCUUUGCCGUUUACUCAGCAGAUGACACAGCAUGCAUCGGCUCAGUUACCAUCAGCAACGCCCGCGCGCCGCACGCCUUCUGAUUUCGUCGACCCGGCCAUUCUAAGCUAUGGCCGGUCGCCGGCGCCGUCACAGCCAGCAGCGAGGCCUCCACCACCUUCUGAGCAGCCGGCGACUCCGAUCAAGGCUGUGUUUGCAAAGGCUGCGGAGACUCUGCCUCGAAACCCUUCGUCGCCGUUCAUUGGGUUGGCGGGGAAGAGUGGGGAGGAUGGAGGCAGGCAGGGGCGGCAGAUGGGUGGGAAGCAGCCUGUGAACAAUGAAGGCGAUGCCGGACCAGAAGAGGAGCAGGUUGAUGGGACUGCUGCGAAGAAGAAGGGAAGGCGGGGUCUGAAGAAGAAGCAGCCUGCGGGCAGUAUUCAAGAUCCACCGCCCGUCAUGGACGCCGAAGUCUCUAGGAAUGGCAACGACAUGAAUGGGACGGUGAAGAGGGGGAAGGGAUGGCGACAGACUCCGUUACUUCAGCCGUCGCCUCAGCCAUCGCUUAAUGCUCGACAGAACAGACGACGGAAAGAAGAGCAGCAGAACGGUUGGGCUACGGAAGAUGCGACAGAUAUUCAAGAUCACGGCGACUUUGACUUUGAAGCGUCGAACAACCUCUUCGACAAAGCGCAGGUCUUUUCGGAGCUCCGGCAGGGCGAUACAACCGCCGACGAAGACCGACUGGUGAGCCAUAACAGGAUUCACAGGCCGGGCACGUACGGCGGGAAGAAUUUGCAUCCGACGGAGAAUGUGCUGAGUCCCGUGCUGGCGGCGAUGGACAGCUCGAGCGACGCCGACACAGAGCUGAAUCUCGGGCCCAACGGCCGUUCGAGCUCAAGGCACUCCGUGUCGAGAGCGGCGAUGAGGAAAGGCCCGAGUCGCCAGAACAGUGCGCAGGUCGAUGGUGGCGGGAGGACCGCGCACCCUCUAUCUGCCUCUGUGUCUUCUGAUCGAGGCGGUUUGCCGAGAUCGGGCACUUCGGUGUCUGGCAAAGCGGCCAAAGUCGUCCCUUCUGCUGCCGCCUCCCCGCUCCCCAUACGCGCCAAGUCACCCAUCUCCACCGCUUCUGCUGCCGCGAGAACACAAGCCUCAGCGGUCGCAGAACCGCACUUCAUCAUCAAGUCCACUCAAGCCCCUUGCCCCGUCCUCCACCCCUCCGCCCUGGAAACGCUCGAAGCAGAGACGACCGCCCGCUACGGCCUGACGCCCGAAGCCAUGACCGAAACCGCAGCCCGCGGCAUCGCCGAAACAGCCUUGUCCAUGUUCGCCGAAUCCGGCGCCCGCCGUCCCUCUCGCACCAACACAUCCACCACCACCACCCUCACCUCCACUACCCCUCUCGAACCCCAACACACGCCGGUAAUAGUAAUCAUAGCCGGCAACCACAGCACAAGCGCCCGCGCCCUCGCCGCCGCCCGCCACCUAGCAACCCGCCAAACGCACCUAAUCAUAAUCGAAAACCCCACAACCUCCUCCCUGGCCCCCGAAGCCCAACACCCAGAAACAAAAUCCCAACUCACAACCCUCAAACGCAUGAUAAAAUCCGGCGCAGCCAACAUAAAACGCGGCCCUUGGACCCGCGCCUCAACUCUGAUCAAAAACCUCCCCGCUCCACCAGAUUUAAUCAUCGAUGCUCUGCUCUCUGGCUCCCCCUUCCCCGCCUCUUCAGAACAAGAAGCCACAACGCAAAGAGAAAUCAUCGACUGGGCGAAUCGCUCCCGCGCCCCGGUCCUCUCUCUUACCUGCCCCUCCGGCGUGUCGGGUAUAGACGGCAGCGCGCCGGUGGUGGAAGGCGAGCCGUUGGCUAUUCGGCCUGAGCGGGUGCUGGCUUUUGGGGCGCCGGUGAGGGGCUUGUUGGAUGCUGUGGUGGGGGGUGAGAGGUGGGGUUUGGGGCUGGUGGAUUUGGGGGUGAAUGUGGCUUUACGGAGGGAGGAGGCUGUGCAGUUUGGGAGGGGAUGGGGGGUUGAGGUGGAGGUUGUUGGGGGGGUGUGA